Drosophila mojavensis is the source of this 2252-nucleotide messenger RNA. RefSeq names its product protein nanos (gene nanos). The record is from RefSeq and is a predicted model, not a curated record. Gene Ontology annotation, biological process: negative regulation of translation; oogenesis. Gene Ontology annotation, molecular function: mRNA binding; zinc ion binding. Bases 282 to 1403 code for a protein of 373 amino acids. The transcript is spliced from 4 exons. NCBI's taxonomy places the organism in Eukaryota, Metazoa, Arthropoda, Insecta, Diptera, Drosophilidae. Gene Ontology annotation, cellular component: perinuclear region of cytoplasm.
CUCUCACUCAUAUAUUUGCUUUUGUAGUUGGCGCCACUUGCUGAUCUUUUAAUUUUGAGUAAUUUAUUAUAAUUUUGUGCCAGUUUAAACCGUGAAGUUAAGUUAAAUCAUAAUUAAAUAUUAAAGAAGUAGCGCAUAAAUAUACUUCAACCAAGAAAUAAUAAUAAAAGAAACAAUUUAGCUUAAUUUUAUGUGGGAAAGAAUUGGUGCAAAACGAAAAGCGCAAUAACGGCACUUUGUACUUGUCUACAUUCCAAUAGACAUUGUUUUUGGCAUUUAUCAUGUUUCGCAGCGGCAACAGCCUGGAAAGCAGUAUACCGAUGGACAAUAUGGCACCCUUCCAUGGUAUUGGCGGUCUCAAUAUGUACUUGGACACGGCGUCGCAGAACGUCUCGCCACCUGUUUCAUCGGCAACUCUGAGUCCACCGACGACCCCAUUGACACCGGAACCUACGAUGUCCUCGACUCAGUUUCCCCUGCUGACGGACAGCAACCAAGUAAAUAUGAACGCCUCUGCAGCCAGCACACUGUUCUUGCAGCGCCAGUACCAAUAUCACUUACUGCUGCAACAGCAGCAGCAGCAGUUGGCUUUGGCGAAACAUCAGUUGGCUUUGGCUGCGUCUGCGGCCGCUGCGAAUCACCAGCAAAAGGAUGAGAUAGCGCAUUCAUUAAAAAUGUUUGCCCUGCUAACGGCCUGCAAUACAGAUAACAACAGUGCAUCGACCCAAGAUGCAAUGCAGGAGUUUGCAUCCAAUGGAUACGUGAGCGAUGAGCUCAAUUGCUUUCAGUACAACAAUCAAAAUACAGUCACACCGCAGUCGUCGCCUCUGCCACGACAAUAUCCAGCUGGUAACUCGACGGCUUCGGCGACGGCUGCGGUAUCCUUUGUGCCGCCCUCACUAGCUGCUGCCCAUUGGCUUAAUUUCAACAAUUACCGCGAGCAUCUGAACAACGUGUGGCGCAGCAUGUCCUACGUGCCGAACUUGGCAACCACUACAGGAGUUGCUAUGGGCACCCAAAAGAACGUUAAUGUUGGACAGCCAAUGCCCCCGGAUCAAGUACGCAAUAUCAGCAAUGUGAACGUGGCGAGUACUAACAAACUACAUAAGCGCUAUAAUAAUGGCAAGACCAAGGAAUUGGUGCCCAGGCACUGUGUUUUCUGUGAAAACAACAAUGAACCGGAAGCUGUGGUCAACAGCCAUUCGGUGCGUGACUCCUACGGACGAGUGCUGUGCCCCAAGCUGCGCACCUAUGUAUGCCCCAUUUGUGGGGCAUCCGGCGACUCGGCGCACACCAUCAAGUACUGUCCUAAGAAACCUAUUGUCACAAUGGAGGAUGCCAUUAAGGCGGAGUCGUUUCGACUUGCCAAAAGCAAUUACUACAAGCAGCAAAUGAAGGUUUAAUUGUGGGAGAAGCUCUGGUAGUUUUUCAUACGUGUACAUAAUCUAUAUAUAUAUAGCUAUAUAUGUAUAUAUAUCGAUUAUAUUAUUAUAUAUGUAUACGUGAUCCACAUUGAAAUGCUCAAAGAUGAGCAGCGAUAAUUUAAUGCGCCUGGCGCGUUCGAUUUUAUUAUAUUUUUUUUUAAACACUUCGGUCAGAUUAGUGUGUUAUCAUUAACAAAACACACGCUCAAACUUCAAACAUAUUUGUUUCAUAAAAUUCAAUAACUAUAAAAUUACUUACGAUAUCGUAACUUUUGUAGAAUCGUAGCGGCCGAUAAAAAUGUCUAAACACUGGCUUAUUGAUUUGUGCCAGCAUUUUUGUUAACGCUAACGACACUUAGCGAUCAGAUAAUCUGCAAUAUUGGUCUGAUAUAUCUUAAUCUAUUAUUUUUGGAUUGAAGACUUUGAAUUUCGAACUGCCAAUCGUGAUAGAGUUUAAUUUGAAUGCUAAAGAAAAGAGCAAUGAAUAUUUUCGAUGGCAGACUUUUCAGAGUACAAGUUUUUAAAUUUUGACAUCAAAAAAUUGAUUAACAACAAUUUUUAUUAUAUGUUUCAUAUAUAUUCUUUUUUUUUAAUGUAUCAACGCUCAUUACCAGUAUAUAUCCAUUUUAUAUAUUUAUUAAUAUGAGGCGAUCUUUAAAACUUAUAAAUCACGAUAAAUGUUAUACAAAAGUAUAUUUUAUUUUAUUUUUCUUUUUUUAUAAAAAAAUGCAAAGAAUGUUCAAAAUGUUCUAUUAAGUUUAAUAAAAGUUUAUGUAAAUUGAAGUUGAAAUUAACUGCAAAAAGAGUCAAAUAAAGUACUUAAUUAUA